CGCCUUGAAGCUCCAUCGUUGCACUUCCUUCUCCGCCUCCUUCCCCACAACGACGUCGGGGCGACACGAAGCAAUUGGAGAUGGCAAAGCAUCGCAUGAUCGCGCACGAUGGGCAGCGCAGAGACGCCGGCAUGCCCAAUGUCGAGCACGAGGAGCGCCUCGGGACGGCGUGCUUUGCCUUUGUGCUUUGCGCUCGUGGCGGCGCUCGUCGUCGACGUCGUCGUCGUCACUGUCGUGCCCGCCUCGCCCUCGUCCUCGCCGCGCGGCCCGUCCGACGACGCAAAGAGCGGCGCAUAGCUGGCAGCAAACGCCGCUGUUGCGGUUCCCACACACACACGCGCGUGGGGGCACAGUGCGUUUCAG
This is a messenger RNA of Tilletiopsis washingtonensis, 363 nucleotides long. RefSeq lists its product as hypothetical. The transcript has 2 exons. The record is from RefSeq and is a predicted model, not a curated record. The coding region runs from base 109 to 297 and encodes 62 amino acids. NCBI's taxonomy places the organism in Eukaryota, Fungi, Basidiomycota, Exobasidiomycetes, Entylomatales.